CGAGCCUCCCCUUGUGUCAGUCACCAUGGUGGCAUACAACAGAAAGCUGUGGCGGCGGACUCAUCUUUACUUUUAAAUCUAUCAAAAUGCUUUUGUAAGGAUUGUUUCUGUCGGAUAUGUAUAGCAUUACAUUCAAAAAUGGACAACUGCUUGUUAUAAGAAUAGCGUACACUUUUUCCUUUGAAUGUAAUUUCAUAGAUUUUUUUUGUCAACAGCAAAAUGCUGAAGAUACAAGGACUGGAUAUCGGUGUCGGAACAGUUUGACCGCAAACGACUUCCAAUCACCAGGCAUCUGCUGUGACUUGUAAAAGGAUUCUUCGAGCCGCGCCUUAUAAGUUUCCUUCUGUUGGGACCGGUGGCAGCCCUCCAGAAUAAUCGGUUUGGGGACAGAAGGAAACCCCGAGGCUCACGCUGUGGCCUGGCUUGGGGAGUUCGUAUCCACCUCUAUUAGCGUGUGCUGAACAUAUGAGAAGUGGGAACAAAUACUACCCCUCUCUCUGUGGAACCUCCACCGUGGAUAUUUGCAAUUGGUCAAAGGAAUAAGCAAUUCAACAGUUUUUUUUAACUCGUCUUCAACACAAUGGCGUCUUAUGUGGAUAACAGCUUCCGCCAGGCUGUGAUGAUGAAUCCAGCAGAAAGAACGCAACAGGACCUGGAGAUCGUCUACUCGUACCUGCACGGUAUGGAGGCUCUGUCCAACCUCCGAGAACACCAGCUGAGGAUCAUGUGUGAGACGGUACGCUACGAGAGACAUGAAGCCAAUGAAGUGCUCUACUAUCCUGAUGAUGUAGGCAGCUGCUGGUACAUCCUGCUGUCUGGAUCGGUCUUCAUCAAGGAGUCCAUGUUCCUCCCCAGGAGCAGUUUUGGAAAGCGAUCCGCAGGGAGCCUGAGACGUGGUUGUGAGUGCAUCGUUCUGGAACCUUCCGAGAUGAUCGUGAGUAUGUGUGACCAUGCAGUCGUCCAGGUGUACAUGCUGCACCAGGGGAACAUGUACGUACUGGAGACAUGGCUGUGUGUUAACAGCACGGCCAUGACCACAGGUAUCUGGCUGUGGUUUCUCCUGCUGGGAGACUUUUGA
Messenger RNA from Osmerus eperlanus (European smelt), 1078 nucleotides. RefSeq names its product rap guanine nucleotide exchange factor 6. The coding region runs from base 581 to 1078 and encodes 165 amino acids. NCBI's taxonomy places the organism in Eukaryota, Metazoa, Chordata, Actinopteri, Osmeriformes, Osmeridae. The record is from RefSeq and is a predicted model, not a curated record. The transcript is spliced from 6 exons.